Messenger RNA from Ipomoea triloba (trilobed morning glory), 840 nucleotides. Its product is annotated as protein FAR1-RELATED SEQUENCE 1-like. Gene Ontology annotation, biological process: regulation of DNA-templated transcription. The record is from RefSeq and is a predicted model, not a curated record. Lineage: Eukaryota; Viridiplantae; Streptophyta; Magnoliopsida; Solanales; Convolvulaceae. The transcript is spliced from 2 exons. The coding region runs from base 1 to 840 and encodes 279 amino acids.
AUGGCAGAGUACGGAUUAGAAGAUAAUAGGUGGUUCACACAACUAUUUGACGGUAGAGAGCAUUGGAUAGAGGCGUAUUUUGAAGGAGUAUUUAUGGCUGGCCUAAUGCGAACAACAUCAAGAUCAGAGGCAAAAAAUAGAGUGUUUGGAUCCUGCAUCAAUGAGAAUGGAACAUUGUUAGAGUUUUUCACCCAGUUUGAUAGUGUGAUAGAAAUGCAACGACACAAACAAGCACAAUUAAUCGUAGAGACUGAAACCUCCACUGCAAGAACGAAGACCCCUCUGUUGAUUGAGAAGCAUGCAGCGUCCAUAUACACAAUUGCAAUCUUCUACGAUGUGCAUGUUUUUGUUGUAUUAAAGGACGAUGAUGCAGAAAUGAUUCCACCAAAGUACAUAGUACAGAGAUGGACCAAGAAUGGUAAUGCAAAGGAGACAGAGGCACACACGGAAGACAAUGAUGAGAAUAAAUUAGUUGGCAAGGUAUGGAAUGAGUUCAACAAUUGCAUGGCACUAUCAAAUGGGAACAUUAAAGAUUUGCAGGAGAUACUAAAUUUUAUGCACAAGAAAGGUGAAAUGAUGAAGAGCAAGGGGAUGAUAGAGGCGAAAAGGAAAAGUAGUGAUUUAGUUGGGACGUUUUAUGGCACACAAACAACCACUACGAUAACAAUAAAGCCACCACCAAUAUUGAAAAACAAAAGUAGUGGGAAGCGUUUAAAGAGUGCACUUGAAAAAGCAGCAGAGAUGAAAAAGAUAGACGGUCGCAAGUGUAAUGGUUGCGGACAAAAUCCAGCCCGACACGACUUUCGUAACUGUCACAUGAAUCUGAAGAACCAGAAGUAG